Prorocentrum cordatum is the source of this 315-nucleotide messenger RNA. Lineage: Eukaryota; Dinophyceae; Prorocentrales; Prorocentraceae. The record is from the annotation of a GenBank genome assembly.
AUGAUUAUUUGCCGCGUGCCGACGCGGGGCGUGAAGGGUAAGUCCCCGCCGCUAGCCAAUCAGGCCACGGCGCACGGGAGACCCUGGGCCCCGCGCAGUCUAGCAGCCCACAGGCAGACCGUUCGGGCCUCGACAGGAGGGGAGGAGGAGGAGGAGGAGGAGAGUGGGAAAGCAGGAGAGGAGGAGGCGUCGUCGGAAUUGACAUUGCAGCAGUCUGCGCGCGGUAAGGCUGAGGGCUCUCACCCCGGGAGCCUGUUUCGCUACUACAAUAUUAGACCUCCUGGUGCCGGCAACCGUGCACUUCAAGCGGGCUAA